Ruditapes philippinarum (Manila clam) is the source of this 990-nucleotide messenger RNA. Its product is annotated as tigger transposable element-derived protein 4-like. Gene Ontology annotation, molecular function: DNA binding. NCBI's taxonomy places the organism in Eukaryota, Metazoa, Mollusca, Bivalvia, Venerida, Veneridae. The record is from RefSeq and is a predicted model, not a curated record. The transcript has a single exon. Gene Ontology annotation, cellular component: nucleus. Bases 1 to 990 code for a protein of 329 amino acids.
AUGUCAGAAAAACGAGAAAGAAAAAUUUUGGAUAUUGAAACUAAAUAUAAAUCGAUUCAAGAGAUUAAUCUUGGUAAACGUAAAAAACAGGACCUUGCAAACGAUUUUGGAAUUAAACAAAACACAUUAAGUUCAAUCUGGAAAAAUAAAGAUUCUGUCAUCAAUGCAUUCGAGACUACGUCGUUCAGCCCAGCCCGUAAACGAAUGCGUCAUGCCAGUAAUAGAGACAUUGAAAUGGCGCUGUUUGAGUGGUUUAAGACUGUACGAUCCCAAAAUGUGCCUAUUGAUGGACCUAUGCUUACACGAAAGGCUAAUUCUCUGGCAUGUGAGCUGGGCAUGGAAAAUUUUCAGGCAACAAACGGAUUUAUUGAAAGAUUCAAAAAUCGUCAUGGCAUAUCGAGCAAAACAUUAUCCGGUGAAGGUGCUUCCGUCGAUAAUUCACAAACUGAAAAUUGGAUGCAGUCAAAACUUCCAAGUUUAAUCAAGGACUAUGAACCAAAAAAUGUCUACAAUAUCGAUGAAACUGGCGUUUUUUAUAAAAUGACCCCAAAUAAAACACUAGAGGUAAAAGGAACAAAAUGUUUUGGAGGCAAACAAAGCAAGGACAGAAUCACAGUGCUUAUCGGCGCAAAUAUGGACGGUUCUGAUAAACUUAAACUUUUGAUAAUCGGAAAAUUCAAAAAUCCUAGAUGUUUUAAAAAUGUUAAAAGUUUGCCGGUAGAUUACGAAGCUAAUCGUCGUGCUUGGAUGAACUCAGAAAUAUUUAUCAGUUGGGUGAAAAAAAUUGACAAACAUAUGACACGUGAGAAAAGAUCUAUUCUAUUGUUUGUUGAUAAUUGCCCGGCCCAUCCGAAAAUCGAGGGAUUAAAAGCUGUAAAACUGUUGUUUUUCCCACCUACAUCUAAGUUACAGCCCUGUGAUCAAGGGAUUAUCUUUCAUUCAAAAGGCAUUACAGGUCACGUGUCCUUGACCAUAUUAUUUCAUGUCUAG